UAAAUAAUUAAUGUUACUUUGAAACAACAAAAAUAUGCCUUUUUUACUGUUAUACAAUAUGAAGUCUGGCAGGCACUAUCGAUUACGUUCGCUGUGACGUACGUACGUUGUUUGACGAAGUCGGAAAUGAAUUGAAGCUUAGUGUUGGACAUCAAAAUAGUGAAAUGCUUUAGUUUUCAAAUCGUACCAUUCAGUAACCUAUAGCAGAUAUUCAGCUACACAGACUACCGAUUCCGUUAACGAUUGGCUAGUUACAUUGCUUCGAUCAGGAUGGAGCAGGACACUGUCCCGGAGUCUGUGGCCUCACCACCUCCAGGUGCAGCAAAAUCAAAGUUGGACACGUUGUCCAAGGAUGACCUCAUCAAGUUUGCCAAGAAGCAGAUGGCUGCCAUCCAGAAGAUGAAGUCCAAAUGUGCAGAUUUGGAGAAGGAAGUUGACACCCUCAAGUCUCAGCCAACAGGCAAUUCAGACGACUCCAUAAUACAGGAGCUGACUGAGAGGAUGAGUGCCUUGCUGCUGGAGAAGGCUGAGACCCAGCAGAGUGCAGUGUUGCUGCGGAAGGAGAAUGAGAAGGUCAAGCAGUGGGAACAGGAUGCAGUAAGAAAACUGGCCACCCUGCAGGGAGAGUUGAACCAGGCCAAGGAAGACCACCAGGAAAAGAUGGCCACUUUUGAGAAGACCAUGCACGUAUCCCAGGCCAAACAUAAAGAAGAAGUCGAAUUCUUUCAGAGGCUUCUGAGAGAGAAAGACGAGAGUGACAGAGAGAAAGAGAGCGAAAGAGAGAAAGAAAAGCAUAGGGAAAGAGAAAAGGAAGAUACAAACGACAGUGUAGAAGCUGUUAGUCACAGCCUGGAGUCGCAGAUCUUGAGUCUGCAGAUGGAGCUAGCUGCAGCGGUGGAGCGAAGUGCCCAGGAGGCUGCAGUGCUGCAGGAGGACCACCAGAGGGCGCAGACAGAGGCCCAGCAAGAAGUAGAGAACCUACGAGAAGAGUUGGCCCAGCAUAGCAUGCAACAUGAAGAGGAGCUGAGAGCUCUGGAGGAGGACUUUGAGAUGGAGAGAGAGAGACUGCUUCUCCUCCAAGAGGAGCUCAGUGAGCAGCUCGCUCUCAAAGACAGUUUCUUGCAGGAUGUGCAGGAGGAAGAGGAGGAGCCUAGUGGCCGCAGCUCGGGAAUUGCCAGGAUGUUGGAGCUGUCUGGUUUAAGUCAGAUUGAUGCCAGUGAUGGAGAGACGGAGACUGGACAGCUUCGAUCCGCCUUGGAGGACCUGCAAUCCCAGAAUACAAUGCUGCAAGACGAACUGACCUUCCUGGGCAAUGUGAAGACUCAACUGGAGGCGGAGCUUGAGAGGAUGAGGGAGGAGUUUCAGACAGAGAAGGAGGAGCUAGAAUUUAAGAUCGAUGAGUUGCUGAUGACCCGGGAGGGUGCGACCCCUGACCUGAAUAUGACCCCUUACCGAGACCCUCUGAGCCCGGCAACUCCCAAGUGUGACCUUCAGGAGGUUCCAGCCCUCACUCAGCUCCAGCAGAGUGGGCCACAGAGAGAACCAGCGUACAGCCUGCCUGCCAGCUCUGCUAGCCCCUCCAGCCCUUUCCCUGACACAGACCACCAGAGUUUGACCCUGGAAGAACAGCAGAGACUGAUCCUAGAGGUUCAGGAGCUGAGGACCCAGUGUGAGACCUUAGCUAGAAAGAAUACCCAGGCGGUGGGUGAAUGUGAGUCUCUAGCCAAAGAGAGGUGCCAGGCAGUGGAUGAAUGUGAGUACCUAGCCAGAGAGAGGGGGCAGGCGGUGGCUGAGUGCGAACACACCAGAGACAUCCUGAGAGGCCUGGAGACUGAGCUAGGUCAGAGGACUGGGGACUUCGUCAGACAAUAUGAAGCUAUGAAGGAACAGGGGGCGUCAGCGAUCCAGGAGCUACAGGAGAGAGUCAGAGGGCUAACUGAGGACAGAGAGAGUCUGGUAGAGAAGUUGAGAGUGCUGAAUGAAGACAGAGAAUGCCUAUUGGAGGAGGUCCAGGGCCUGGAGAAGAGGCUGGAGAGCUUCUUGGAGCAGACACAGGCAGCCGAGGGGCUGAAGGAGCAGCUGCAGACAUUUCUGGAGGAGAAGACAGAAUUAGCUCUCGAGUUUAAGACCUCUCUGGAGGAGAAGACUGUGUUAGCCUCUGAGCUAAAGGCCUCUCUUGAGGAGAAGACUGUGUUAGCCUCUGAGCUAAAGGCCUCUCUUGAGGAGAAGACUGUGUUAGCCUCUGAGCUAAAGGCCUCUCUUGAGGAGCAGACAGCGUUAACCCUCAAACAAAAGGCUUCAGUGGAGGAUCUGAGCAGGCAGAAUGGGGAGAUCCUCUCUCAGCUACAGAUGAAGGAGAGUGCUGUUCAGGAGUUGGAGGAUUCACUCAAUGUGGUGAGCACAGAGAGGGACCAAACACUGUCAGCACUGCAGGAGAGAGAGAUGGAGGUGGUGAGGCUGAGUGAGGUGGAGGGGAGGCAAGGCCAAAGAGAAAGGGUGGCUGAGCUACAGGCUCGUAUAGAGGAGCUGGAGAAGGAGAGGAGCCUGCUGAAGAGCAGCCUAGGGGAGGUGCAGGGGAGCCCAGGGGAGGAGGUGGAGGAGCUACAGGCUCGCAUAGAGGAGCUGGAGAAGGAGAGGAGCCUGCUGAAGAGCAGCCUAGGGGAGGUGCAGGGGAGCCCAGGGGUGGAGGUGGAGGAGCUACAGGCUCGUAUAGAGGAGCUGGAGAAGGAGAGGAGCCUGCUGAAGAGCAGCCUAGGGGAGGUGCAGGGGAGCCCAGGGGAGGAGGUGGAGGAGCUACAGGCUCGUAUAGAGGAGCUGGAGAAGGAGAGGAGCCUGCUGAAGAGCAGCCUAGGGGAGGUGCAGGGGAGCCCAGGGGAGGAGGUGGAGGAGCUGCAGGUGCUGCAGGCUUGUGUGGAGGAGCUUGAAAAGGAGAGGAACCUCCUGAAGUGUAAUCUGGGGGAGCUGGUGGGAGAUACUGAAGCUCUACAGAGAGACCUGGUAGAGAUGAAACUUGCCAAUGAGAAGAUGAGAACAGAGAAUCAGGAAUUAUUGGCCCAGGUCAGCAACGCUACAGAGACACUGGCAGACAAAGAGAGGGAGCAGAAGGUGGGAGGAGAGACUGAGAGAGCGGAGGAGGAAAAACAAGAGGAGAGGAGAGCGCUACAACAGCAGCUAACAGAAAAGGACAAAGUCAUAUCCCAGCUGAAGAGUGAGAUGGCUGUCCUGCAGUCUAUAGCCUCCACUGUCUCAGAGGAGAAGACAGCCAUAGAGUUCACUGAGAAAAUCGCCCUGCUGGAGAAGGAAAGCAAAGAGAAGGAUAAGAGGAUGAAUAAGAUCAAGGCAGUGGCUGUGAAAGCCAGGAAGGAGCUGGACACCAGCAGGAAAGAGGCUGUGUCUCUGAAGGAGGAAGUGGAGGUGUUGAAGGCUGAGCGAGAGAAAGUGACCAGCUCAAUGAAAGACAUCAUUCAUGGAGCAGAGGGAUACAAGAACUUACAGUUGGACUACGACAGACAGACAGAGCAGCUGGAUAAGGAGAGAGAGAAGGUGGAGGGAGCUGAGAAACAGAUCUCCGAGCUGACCAAACGACUCAACACCGCCGUACAACAGCAUGAGCAGCUGUGGUCGGAGAGAGAGGACUUGAUGACUGGAAUGGAGACGCUGAGGAGCACGGUGAGACAGAUGGAAGGACAGACAGCAGAGCUGCACAGGCAGACAGACACCCUGAACAGAGACCAUCAGGCUGAGAGACUACUGAAGGAACAAAAGACAAAGGAGCUGUCGUCGUUGCAGAAGGAGGUAGAGGAGUUGACCGCUCAGCUCCGCAGACAGAAGCAGCAGUCUCAGCAGACUGCACGGGAGCUGGAGCAGCUACGCAAGGAGGCCCAGCAGAGCUCGUUGUUGGACAUGGAGAUGGCAGACUAUGAACGCCUGGUCAAAGAACUCAACACCAAACUGUCAGAGAAGGACGUGUGUGUGGAGGAGCUGAAAACACAGAUACACACACACACCCAGAAAGAAGACACACUCAACCAGGAGAUUGAGGGUCUGAAGUCCCAGCUGGACCAGGGGGAGGACAAGAGCGCCAAGAUGAAACAGCUGCUGGUGAAAACCAAGAAAGAUCUGGCGGACGCCAAGCGACAGGAAGCCUCUCAGAUGAUGACCCUGGCCUCUCUGAAGGGAGAACUGGAGACCCACCAACAGGAGCUAGAGAACAGUAAGAUCCAGUGCUGUGACCUGUCUGGGGAGCGCCACCGGCUAAAUGAGCAGCUGAGGACUCUGACGGAACAACAGCAGAGAACAAGCAGCACCCUGCAACACCGACUGACCUCACUACAGCAGGAGUUCAACACUGCCCAGGCUGAGCUGUCAUUUGUCACUACUGAGUUUGACAGCUAUAAGGUCAGAGUUCACAAUGUCCUCAAACAGCAGAAGAACAAGAGUUCGGCCCAGAGUGACGGACACGCCACCAAACAGGAGAGAGAGCAGAUGGAGUCCAUGGUGGACCAGUAUAAAGCCAAGCUGCAGGACAGUCAGCAGAGUCUGGCGUUGAGCACUGCAGAGUUCCAACAGCUCCAGAUGGAACACGACACACUGCUGGAACGACACAACAAGAUACUGCAGGAGACCGUCACUAAAGAGGCCGAACUCAGAGAGCGACUCCUGUCUCUCCAGGCAGAGAGUAUGUCGCUGCGGACAGAGCUUGCCCAGACGGUGGGUCAACUUACCUCCCAGGCCGACGCCCAACGCUCAGGGUUCCGGGAGCAGAUCCGCCACCUUCAGGAUGAACACAGAACUACAGUAGAGACCCUGCAGAACCAGAUGACCCGGCUGGAGAACCAACUAUUCACAUUGCAGAGCCAGACCGCUCCAGUCCAGACCAGUCGUAAGCCAGUGGUGGACCGCCGGACUGUGGACCAGGGGGCGAUGGGGGGGAUGGGCCUCAGUGACCUACAGUCCAUGGCUAGAGAGGAGGGGGAGGGCAUGGAGACCACUGAGACAGAGUCCCUGUCCCUCCCACACACACCCCUACCCUCACUGGAGCAUCUACUCACCUCCCCAGACCCCAAACAGGAGCCGUUUGUGUGGCAGGUGGAGCCGACUAAAGAGGAGUUAAGUCAGAAGUUGGCCACAGCUACACGCAGUAUGGAACACAUGAACAUGCUACUGCAUGAGACAGAGGCUACCAACGCUGUUCUGAUGGAACAAGUCAAUCUGUUGAAGUCUGAGGUGCGUCGUCUGGAGCGUAACCAUGAGAGGGAGAAGAGUGUAGCCAACCUGGAGUAUCUGAAGAAUGUCCUCCUGCAGUUCAUCUUCCUGCAGUCAGGCAGCGAGAGACAGGCUCUACUCCCCGUCAUACACACCAUGUUACAACUCAGCCCUGAGGAGAAGAAUAAACUGGCUGCUAUCGCAAUGGGUGAGGAGGAGGUGGGAGGAGCUAAAGGCUCAGGAUGGACCUCCUACCUUCACAGCUGGUCUGGCAUCAGAUGAAGACAUCAACUACUGCCAUCUCACUACCUGCCUUCACUUUCAUCUGAUCAAUAUGUCUGAUCAACUGGAGUUAUUGAAAAGUCUUCAUAUAUUAUUGAUGAUCAUUAAUCUACUUGAAAUGAAGCAAGUGCUGACAGCAGCAAAACAAGCCAGUGCUCUUUUAACUGUUUAGUUACUGGACCGGUGAUGAUUCCUCAAUGCCUCACAUUCAAUACUUUGUUUUUUUUACGACUGAAUUUGUAGCUUCGUAAUAAUCCGCACCAUGCAGCGCCUAAGUUAAAAUGGUUAAUGAAGUGAACUAUGACUGUGAUGACCCAUUUCACUUAAGAUCUAAUGUAGAGGGGUUAAUCGACAAUUAUAACAAUUCACACCUGUUUCGAUGUAUCAAUAUUACAUACCAAAGAAUGCUAUGUUAAUAUGAAGGUACGUAGUCUGUAAUUGGUCAAUGUGUGUGUAUAUAUAGUAAUUAUGUACUUGCUGUGAAAUUACAAUGCAUUUGUAAUGUGGGGCUACUUUUUUUCAAGUUAACCAAACAUGAAGAAGGGGUACUGGAUAUCAAUGACUGGGUCAAAUUGAGGCCUCUGCUCUGUCGUCCUAUGGUUGUGCUUCAUAUCACAUCAUUUACAAACAGCUAUCUGCACUUGAAUUUACACAUUUGGUGGACAAGCACCAACUGUGACAUGUAUAGGAGUCACAUUAGGCUCUCAUUUACUAUGACCAAGGCUGCGCCUGAAAUUGUUCUCUUAUUUCCCAUAUAUCGCACUAUAUUGGGAUAAAGUGCCGGUUCAGAUUUGGCUCGUCUCUUACACAGGGGUAUAUGCUAAUGUCAUUGUUCUGUGUUAUUCCUAAGGCAUAUUAAUGAAUGAGGCCAGAUGGGGAUAAGUAAUACAUGGGAAUAACUGAAUGUACUCGUAAUGAAUAAUUGUGUAUUGAAACUGGGAAAGUAUAUUGUUCGUCUAUAAAAUAUGAAUGAUUACUGAUGUUGAAAACUGGUGAUGGUUUCCAGUCCUCACGGUUGAAGUUGAUAUCCCCUCUGGGUUAAGACAUGAUUUCGAAAAGGACAAAUAAGUCAAAGUUAAGCAUAUGUUUUAGGUCAACCAUUUUAUAUAAAAAGGAGACCUGCAAUCAGUAGCAAAACCACCAUUGUUUUUCCUAAGAGAUUAUUUAACUGUGAAUAAAGAUGACAAUUAAUAUAUAUGCUUUUUUUUAAUACAAUUUUUUUCCUUUCUUGGCCUGCCGCUACUCUUGUUCAUCUAAAAAUGUAAUGUCUCAUCUCAACUAUUUAAGUCACCCCAAUUAAAUGAUUUUGAG
Messenger RNA from Oncorhynchus mykiss (rainbow trout), 6798 nucleotides. RefSeq names its product GRIP and coiled-coil domain-containing protein 2. The record is from RefSeq and is a predicted model, not a curated record. NCBI's taxonomy places the organism in Eukaryota, Metazoa, Chordata, Actinopteri, Salmoniformes, Salmonidae. Gene Ontology annotation, cellular component: Golgi apparatus. Gene Ontology annotation, biological process: late endosome to Golgi transport.